This is a messenger RNA of Fundulus heteroclitus (mummichog), 4639 nucleotides long. It is a transcript of the gene tmem8b, whose product is annotated as transmembrane protein 8B. The record is from RefSeq and is a predicted model, not a curated record. Gene Ontology annotation, cellular component: plasma membrane. Lineage: Eukaryota; Metazoa; Chordata; Actinopteri; Cyprinodontiformes; Fundulidae. The transcript is spliced from 13 exons. The coding region runs from base 47 to 2458 and encodes 803 amino acids.
CUGCAGCCGGGCUGGAGCCCCCUCACAACUCGUUCGGCUUUUAACGAUGUUGCAGCUGGAGCGUCGGGGCUCGGGAUGUAGCCCCCCGAGGCUCCUCUUGCUUGUUUCCACCUUUUUCGGCGCUGUUGGAGAUUGCCUUUUUGUGACCGAUUACUUCACCCGUACGCCUCGUAAGCUCAAUGCUUUCAACUCAUUCGCCAGUGUGGAGCUGUUCCACUUCAACGUGCCUGAAGACACAAUGAUGGCCGUCUGGAACCUCAUCACCUUCAAGGAGCAAGGGGGCACGUUUGGGGACAGCUGCCCGAACCGCAAUGUGACAGUAUAUUUCAGAUCGGGAGCUCCUCCGGUGAUCAACCCCCUUCACACCCGGUUCCCUCGGGAUACGGUCGUCCCGGGGUCCUUUGCCGUGACCCUGACCUGGACUCUUCCAAACCGAACAACCGGAGCGUUCAACGUGACCAGCCCUCUCCCUGGAGACUGGUUCUUAGCUGCACAUUUACCCAAGGAUGAGGGCAAGAUCUCAGUCAAGGGUCUUUCUGAGGAAUGCCAGUAUCUGUUCCAACCUCAGCUCAUUGUCCAGAAGCUGAUUGGGAUUUCGGUGCUUUAUCCCGGAUACUUCAUUGACCAGAUGAUCCCAGUCCAUAACAGAUCAGCACUUUACAAGGUUUUCAUUCCCAAUUAUAUAUCAAAGGUGAAGGUUCAGCUGGUAAACUGUAGCACCAAAAACAAAAGCAGCGACACCUGUCCCGUGGUGCUGAAGAUGAGAGCGCGGGCGCCGCCGGUGCACAACUCGAGUGCCCUUGACUGCAGGGAGUGGAACCCGUGUGAAUUAGUCACCCUCGUACCUGCCUGGGAGCAAUGGUACUACAUCCUCGUGGAGAGGUAUCUGAGUAACUCCGAUGUCUACUUUCGCAUCGGCGUGCAAGUCACAGAUUGCUCCAAACCCAGUUCAUCGAAGGAGAGAGCACAGUCCAGCUCGUCCAUGAACAUGCCUCAGUCUUUCGGAACAGCGAUAGGCUUCUCCUUGUCCGACACGCUGCUGAUGGCGUCGCUGCCGGCCCUUUCCCAGAACGCUAGUCACCUGCACACCUCGGAGGACAGCAUCAUUUACCUCGCCCCCACAGCAGACACGAACAAAUGCUGGCCUAUUCGCCCGACCCUGCGUAACGAGCUGGACACCUUCUCUGUGCACUUCUACGUCUUCUUUGGUCCAAACAUUUCCAUUCCACCAGACCGGGCUGCCGUGUUUGCCAUCAACCUGAUGCCUGUUUUAGACAGUGGAGGGGUCCUCAAUAUGGAACUCAAACUGAACCUGUCUACGCUGAAAGGAGCAAAUCUGACCGUGUUCGGCUGCCUUAAUCACGGAAUGCCUCUCUUCUUGAGGGAAAAUUCAUCGCUGAAAUGCGAAUCAGAAUCGUUUGCUGGGUUUUUUCUCUCCGUGAACGUGUCCUCUAAUAUUACCAGACUGCGAAUUCCCUACCCACAAACAGGAACCUGGUACCUCAGCCUGCGCUCUUUAUGUGCCACUGUACAUGGGUUUGAAGCGUGCACAAACGUAACCGCAGAGGUGUACAUGCGCGCGUACCUGACUCCAUGCAUCAACGACUGCGGGACGUAUGGACAAUGCAAGCUCCUACGGACCAACAACUACCUUUAUGCAGCGUGUGAAUGCAAAGCAGGCUGGAAUGGCUGGGGCUGCACCGACAACUCUGAAGCCUACUCUUACAGCUUCCAGCUCCUCUCCACCCUCCUGCUCUGUCUCAGCAACCUGAUGUUCGUCCCGCCCGUGGCCAUCGCCAUCCGGAGCCACUACCUGCUGGAGGCUUCAGUCUACAUUUUCACCAUGUUCUUUUCUACCUUUUACCAUGCGUGUGACCAACCUGGUAUCGUGGUCUUUUGCAUCAUGGAGUAUGACGUCCUGCAGUUUUGCGACUUUCUUGGGUCACUUAUGUCAGUGUGGGUCACAGUUAUCGCUAUGGCAAGGCUAAAAUCCAUCAUAAAACAGGUGCUGUAUCUGCUGGGGGCGAUGUCUUUGUCAAUGGCUCUGCAGCUGGACCGUCACGGUCUGUGGAACCUGCUGGGACCCAGCCUGUUUGCGCUGGGCAUAAUGGCUGUGGCAUGGACGGUGAGGACCAUCCGCCGCCGACGCUGCUACCCGCCCACCUGGAAGCGCUGGGUCUUCUUCCUGUUCCCCGGCACCAUGAUCGCCACAUCUGCUGUGGCUCUGUACGCCUUCGUAGAGACGGAGGAGAACUACUUCUACAUCCACAGCAUCUGGCACAUGCUGAUUGCAGGGAGCGUGGGCUUCCUUUUGCCGCCUCGCGCCAAGCCAGACGCCAAGGUGACCCCGCUGAAGCGCAAGCGGGGCUGCGGCUAUCAGCUGUGCGUGAACGAACACGAGGAACUGGGCCUGGUGGACCCGGGCAUCAUAACCAUCAACAGCAUCUGUACCAGCUGAUAGAAUCCACUUCCACAACUUUGUACCUUAGAGACACUUCAUUGCCUUCUUUUACUGCAGAAAUUCACACUUGGAAAAUAAGCCACAGAACUUUAAAAAAAAAGGAAGAAUGAAAACAAAAACAAACAAAAAAAAGGAACCGAUGUAAAUACGUAAAUCCUAACGUGUCACUGAAAUCCUGUUUUCUGUUGUAAUGGUCAUGGUAAUUAUGAUCAGUAUGUAAUUAUUUAUAGUUGAAGUUCCGAUGAAUUGUGGGCGUAUAGUGACACACUGUUGUUUGUGAAUAUGUAUUUAAAGUCAAAGCUGAAACACUGCUGCUAUCUGACGGUGACUGUAAAUCUGCUUCUGUUGGUUAUUUAUUGCUGGUCUUGUGAGCAGGCCAAGUAGUGUAGUGCGGGAGGGUGGUGGUGGUGGGGCGGGGCGGGGUUUCAGGUGGACGGCGGACACAAUGGACACUUACCAAGGGCACGGCUUUUCUGAAAUUCUUUUAGGAUAUAUCUUUUGCACUGAGACACAAAAAUGUUAGUCUGUAAAUUUUUAUAACAACGGUGGGCAUCACAAAUGUAAAACCUAGUUGUCAUGUGGAAUGUUAGACUGUCUUUUUGCAACUGCAAUGUAUCACUUUUACACGAAUGUUUUGAUUGCUCGCGGGGGGAAAAAGAAAAAAAUCCCAAAGUUCUUGAAAGAGAAGAGAAGAGGCAGGGAUAGUUUUUUUUAUGAGGUAAGUGGUACUUUUUAGUCAGUAUCUUACCUGCAAGUUGACGGCAUUCUUCGUGACCUCAGUCUGGAGAGUCAGUGAGAAAUGUUGUAAUGCACAUAAAGCUUCAGGGUACUGACACAGCAAGGAACCUGGACCAAGUUUCUAAUUAAUUCUUUGAACUUUUAUAUGAUCACUGGGGUGCCCUCAAUGACUAGAGAGCAUUAAACCUUCAGUCCAAGGUGGUCAUGGUAUUAAUUGGUAUAAGGGAAAAACGUCAGCAAAAAGUUACUUUAUCCAUAUGCUGCUGUACAUUUUACACCUUUCAUCCCGAAAUACAUGUAAAAUAUGUAACGGGUCAUUCCAGAAACAUAAUUUGUGUCAUGAGAGUUCACAUCAUGCACUUAAUUUCUUCACAUUUCAAUCAAGGUUUAAGAUUUGUCAAAAUAUGUGGCAAGAUAAGAAACUGCCGCAGCAACUUAACCCUUUUGCCCUCCUUUAAUUUAUUGGCCUCUUGAGGCUUGAGGGGCAGAACAGCUGAAUUUGAUGGAAUUCAGUAAAAAUGUGAAACAGUGCUACUAUAUUAUAUUAGCAGUGAGAUUAAAACUGAGGGUCUAUUGGGUUUUAUUAUAUAAUCUUUGAGCAUGAAGGUUUUCAUUGGGAGUGCCUGGCACCACAUGGAGAACUAAUGCUAUAAAACUAUUCUGUUGCUGCUUUUCCGUGUAUCCUGACAGUAAUUUAAUGUUUGCUAGUUGUUAGCCGAUUUAAGUUGUUUAAAGACACAAGUCAUUACAGCCUACACACAGAAUUGGCAAUUUUUACGCUAGAUGCUCUUCAUGACACAACCGGGAGUCAAAGCUGGGCCCCCUGUGUAAAAAGUUUAAACUCUAAACAAUAGUGUAUGAAAUAAGCAGAAGAAAUGUAGCUGUAUGAUGAUUUAAUAACGUGCAAAUUUUUGCCGAGGUGUUUAGAUGGUGCAAAAUACAUCGAGAGUAUAAAAUAUAUUAGCAUAUGCGAUAUUGGAUUUCAAAGAUUUUGCCAAAAAAAAGGAGUUCAUGCAAAACUUCAUGCCACAAGUUGUUACGCCCCAAAAAAUUAUGACUGAAUAAAAAAUGUGGAAAAAAUGUCUAAAAGGCAGUCAUGAGGGUAUAAAAGUGACCAAGUGUAUAAAUAAAGAUUUUCAAGAAACCAACUUUAAAAAAAAACUGAAGAUUAGAUUCAUUUUAAAUAGUAUAUUCACUGGAAAUCAGUUUUGGUUUGUUUAGCUCCCGUGUUGGCACUUUCUCCUGAUUCUCCAAACUCUCCUUUUUGCCCACUUAAGAUACUGACUACUUAUACCUACCCCUCAAAACACAUCUUCAAAAACAACAGACUAUCCCUUUAAGAGACCUCAAACUGAGACCUCACCUCCCCACUCUAUUCUGACAGGACCUUUGUGACACCACAUUCAUGAACAAUAAAUGUUUUCUUUCUUUGCCUCAGUA